Ascochyta rabiei is the source of this 285-nucleotide messenger RNA. RefSeq lists its product as uncharacterized. NCBI's taxonomy places the organism in Eukaryota, Fungi, Ascomycota, Dothideomycetes, Pleosporales, Didymellaceae. Gene Ontology annotation, cellular component: P-body; U4/U6 x U5 tri-snRNP complex; catalytic step 2 spliceosome. The transcript is spliced from 2 exons. Gene Ontology annotation, biological process: mRNA splicing, via spliceosome; P-body assembly. Bases 1 to 285 code for a protein of 94 amino acids. Gene Ontology annotation, molecular function: RNA binding. The record is from RefSeq and is a predicted model, not a curated record.
AUGGACGAGAAAGAAGAGACCAACGAGCCUCUCGAUCUUGUGCGCCUCUGCAUUGAUGAGAUUGUCCUUGUCAAACUACGCGGCGAUCGCGAAUUGAAGGGCAGAUUACAUGCCUACGACUCACAUUGCAACCUUGUUCUCGGCGAUGUUGAGGAGACAAUAUUCGUGGCCGAGGAAGAGGAGGACGACCAGGAACCGCGCGUCAGGACGGUGAAGAAGCAGAGCGAGAUGCUGUUUGUGCGAGGCAAGUCAUCAAACCCUACAGAAGGUGUGAUGCAAUACUAA